AUGACUACUGCGAAACGGACAAUAUUCAUUUGGCUUCAAUUUUCAAGAAAUGGAUGGCGAAGCACCGGCAAAUUUGCUUUUCUGAGUUUGAUACAUCCUUCGCUGAUCGUGGCUACCUGUGGAGAACUACGAAAUGUUCCAACUGCGGACAAAUUCGAUCCUGCUACAAUCUCACAAUGGAAUAAGUGUUUCCGAGACAUCAUCGUAGAAUCACUCAAAGAGAAUGAUAAUCUACAUAGAAUUGGAGGCUCCAAUACUAUUGUCGCACAAUCAAGAGAAAAAACGGAUCGGAAGGAAUACCCUGAGGUAACCGCUUCCUUGAAGCAAUGUGGAAAUGGCAGCGCAACAAAAGAGCUGCACUCUACCUCAUUCGAAAAGAAAUCGCCAAACGAUAUCCUCUUAUGGAUUUCCCGUUUCAGAUGCACUUGGUUAGAUACCUACCACUCUGCAAAUGAAAAAGUCACCGCUACAAAACAUCAUCCAAUGGUCUUGCUCAACGCUAAUAUCGAGGUAAAUGCUGAAUACGACUAG
This is a messenger RNA of Necator americanus (New World hookworm), 531 nucleotides long. RefSeq lists its product as uncharacterized. The coding region runs from base 1 to 531 and encodes 176 amino acids. The record is from RefSeq and is a predicted model, not a curated record. The transcript has 6 exons. Lineage: Eukaryota; Metazoa; Nematoda; Chromadorea; Rhabditida; Ancylostomatidae.